Molecule: messenger RNA, 1265 nt
Organism: Durio zibethinus
Lineage: Eukaryota; Viridiplantae; Streptophyta; Magnoliopsida; Malvales; Malvaceae
Product: transcription factor TCP5-like
Cellular component (GO): nucleus
Molecular function (GO): DNA-binding transcription factor activity; sequence-specific DNA binding
Source: RefSeq, a predicted model, not a curated record
CCUUUUAUCAAUUCUGAAGCAAAAUUUUUCUCAAGUUAGUACAAUUUAGUAAAACUAGAUAAAAAAACACAUGAAGAUAGAGCAAUUUGCUGAGUAAUACGGAUUAUUUUAGUGCUUGUUUCAGUUGAUAUACCUUUUUGAAUGAUGAUGAGAGGAGUAAGAUGAUCUCGAGUUCAAAGGAAAAAAGUUUUCAAGCAAAGCAAGAGGCCAGUGAAACCAAUGACAGCAAGGUCUCGAAGGGGCCAUCAAGUUCAAGGCAGUGGCCGGGGUUUAGAAAUCCAAGGAUUGUCAGAGUCUCGCGUUCUUUCGGAGGAAAAGAUAGGCAUAGCAAAGUUUGCACAAUAAGGGGACUAAGGGACCGGCGGAUUAGGCUUUCCGUACCUACUGCAAUUCAGUUAUAUGAUUUGCAAGACAGGCUUGGCCUUAGUCAGCCAAGCAAGGUAAUCGAUUGGUUGCUUGAUGCUACUAAAGAUGAUAUUGAUAAGCUCCCUCCACUUCAGAUGCCUCAGGGUUUUGGUCAGUUCCAUCAGCCAAUGCUGGUUUCUCAUGAAUCAAAUGCCUCCCAAUCUUCUCUUGCUCCUUUCUUCGAUGCAAAUUCUAUGUUCAUCAAGGAUGGAGGAGAAGAUCAAAGCAUAGCAGCGAAAAGAUAUUGGGACACUAUGGAUGCUGCACUGAGAGCAAGAAGUAAUGAAGUUGAAAGAGAAAGUACAACUGCUGCUGCUGCUGCUGCUGCUGAGAAGGGAAAGUGGAUCAAAAUAAAUGAAGAACAAAAUCAAGAUGGAAAUAUUGGUGAUUAUACUAGUGGACAGGCUUCAUCUCUAGAGCUUUUUCCCAAUGCCAUGCCCUUCAAUUCCUACUACCAUUGGGAGCCUUCAAGUCUAUCAUUAUCUCAAUUUGGAAACCAUGGAUUUCUGCCACAAACUGAAAAUUUCCUCGAUGGUAACACCACUGUGCCGCUGCCAUCUUCACUUUCUCUUCCAUCAGCACAUGCACCACAGUUAUUUUUCUGCCCACCGUCGACAAUGCCUUCACUUUUCCCCACAUAUCCUCUAUAUGGUACUACUCCAGGUCCAGGGGACAGUAGUGAUUCCAGGCAAAUGAACCGUUUCCAAUUAUUGAGCUCAAAUUCCCAACAUUUUCUACCAAAUUCUUUCACAAUGAGUUCUCCCAUGAAGCCUUUUUCAUUAAACGUAAAUGCUGGCCUCACUCACACACAAAAUGAUGAUGAAAGUCAUGCAGAUGAUCAGGAUAAUACCAAUUCUUGA